AUGCUCUUUGAUACUGCUGGCCAAGAGCGGUUCCGGACACUCUCCACAAGUUUCUACCGUGGCGCCCUCGGCGUCAUCAUUGUCUAUGAUAUAUCCAGCCGUGCAAGUUUUCUCUCCUUGAACAAGUGGUUUGAGGAGGCCCGACACAACUCUGUCGAGGGCGCCAAACUAUACCUGGUUGGGUCUAAGCUUGACAAGGCCGAGCAGCCGCUGUCGUCGUCAACCGAGGGCGCGAAUAUUCUUCAGACCAGUGCACGCGAGGUCACCACUGAAGAGGGCCAGGCGCUGGCGGAACGUUGGGGUUGCUGUGGGUUCUGCGAGGUCAGUGCCAAGACGGGGGACAACUCGCGAAAGCCAUUCAUCGAAGUAGUAGACCAGAUUGUGCAAGACGCUGAACUGAUGUCAAAAAAUCUGUUGGUGAGGGAUCCAGGGACCUUGAGGAUAAGGGAGGGUAAGGGGAUACUCCCGAGUUGCCUGUGUUAA
Thermochaetoides thermophila DSM 1495 is the source of this 483-nucleotide messenger RNA. RefSeq lists its product as uncharacterized. Gene Ontology annotation, molecular function: GTPase activity; GTP binding. The coding region runs from base 1 to 483 and encodes 160 amino acids. Lineage: Eukaryota; Fungi; Ascomycota; Sordariomycetes; Sordariales; Chaetomiaceae. The record is from RefSeq and is a predicted model, not a curated record. The transcript is spliced from 2 exons.